GAGGCGUAGUAGAUGUCGUUGAGGAACACGGUCUGGCCCAGCACCCGUGUGCGCUCUGCCGACGUCACCUGCACCGCGGUCGAGCCAACCUUGGGGACAGAGGAGAAAACUGCUGCAGCACCUCUGGUUACAGGUUUGCCUAAAAAACACCAGCACUGCCCAAAUCUCCCUGCUGUACACUGAUGGCUGUCUGCAUCCUAGGAGCAAAUAUAUGCACAAAGGAAUCUUACUGUCAAAGGACUAAAUAUCUGAAACAUCCAUAUUCUGUUGACUACAUCUUGGCAAGGGGACUCAACAGGAAGAUGCAGACGAUGAGAUGCAGUAACCCACGCCUGGCCUUCCCUGUCAUGAUCAUCUUCUCCCUGGGGCUGCAAACGAGUGCAAACCACACAGGCUACCCUCACCUCAGAGAAGAAACCUGGAGUCCCAUCAGCCAAAACCUCAGUGGGAGUCAGAACAGGACAGAAGCAAGCACAAAUUCUCCUCUGAGUCUCAAUUUCAGCAGCCAAAGGACUACUUUUGAAAUGCAAAGUACCCUGCCAUCCUUCUCCUCCACAAUGGCCCAAAACUCAACAUCUUCCCCUGCCAAAACACAAAGUACCCUGCCAUCCUUCUCCUCCACAAUAACUCAAAAUUUGAUUUCCCCUGCCCCAAGUGCAGUUUCCACCACGGGAGGAUUAGAAAAAAGCAAUAAACCCAAGAGCCCAAUGACCAAAGAAACCUGUGAAGAAAACAAGUCUCUCAUACUGACUUGCUUCAUUAUCAUUGCAGUUCUUGUGCUCAUCUGCAUCUCCCUGUUUCUGUCCACAGUCGUAGUAGCCAACAAAAUCUCCUAUCUCAAAAGAGCCCAGCAGGGCAAACGCAGGCCCAGGAGCAAUGGUGACCUCCUGGCCACCAACAGCCUAUGGCCCACAGCAGCAGGAACGUGGCAGAGGAUGCCCAAAGAGACCAGUGGAGCUGAGCUGAUAAUGCAGGAGCUGGUAUCAGGGAGGGAUGCUGUGAACCAAAGGAAAACUGAAGAUGAAACUACUGAGAAACUCACCAAAGCAGCAGAUAAUGAACAAGAAAGCAAAGAACCAUCCCAGCCAUACAAACCCAUUUUAACCAAUUUUGUAGUUGAGAUUUAAUUCAUAUUCAGGUAAAAAUUCAUCUUUUGCCUUUGUUACACCAUUAAUGUGAGGCAAAAGCUUGUAUUUCAAGUAACAGCAAGAAUUUUCCCCCAGGAAAGCUAAAUCCAGAUUUUAGAGGUUUUCCAUUUAUGCCAGUGGGAAUGCUGCAGCCACAUGUGGAUCCAGAAAAGGUAAAAUUGUGUUAAAUAGCUUUCUGUAAGUAGUGUCAGGACUGGUUUUACUCCUUUGACCAGAAAUCAGGGUGACAGGAGCUGAACAGGAUAAACCAAAAGGACAGAAUCUGCCCAUGCUCAAAGACCACAGAGGGGAACAAGGAACAGACUGUCAGUCUGAUCAGCACUCUGAACACUAAGAUGCUGCACAGGCAUAACCAAGUUGCUUUUCAAAGGAAACCAUACAUUAGUCACAACUCUGAUUCAACCACUAAUCCACAAUCUAGUCACUCUCAAAAUGCCCUUUUGGAUUUUCCAUCAAGAACUUCUUAAACCAGCUUAAUGACUUUUCAUCUACACUGAUAAGAACCAUUUUUAUUGUGUUUUGACAUUGACUAUGAAUAGAUAAAGUUUGUAGCAUUUGCUAGAAUAUGAGAACUUGUUCAAUUUGUUAUCUUCAAUAAACUUGUAAUAUGAGU
This is a messenger RNA of Serinus canaria (Common canary), 1761 nucleotides long. It is a transcript of the gene EVI2A, whose product is annotated as ecotropic viral integration site 2A. The record is from RefSeq and is a predicted model, not a curated record. The transcript is spliced from 3 exons. Bases 183 to 1127 code for a protein of 314 amino acids. NCBI's taxonomy places the organism in Eukaryota, Metazoa, Chordata, Aves, Passeriformes, Fringillidae. Gene Ontology annotation, cellular component: membrane.